AUGGCUGACAAACUUACACGUAUAGCCAUUGUCAGCAGUGACAAGUGCAAGCCGAAGAAAUGUCGGCAAGAAUGCAAAAAGUCCUGCCCGGUUGUCCGCAGUGGAAAGCUGUGUAUCGAAGUGGCGUCGGACUCCAGAAUCGCCUUCCUGUCUGAGAGCCUGUGCAUUGGAUGUGGUAUCUGCCCGAAGAAGUGCCCUUUCGGCGCCAUCACGAUCAUCAACCUGCCGACCAAUCUCGAUACCCAGCUGACCCACCGCUACUCUGCAAACAGCUUCAAGCUGCACCGUCUGCCUAUGCCGCGCCCCGGCCAGGUCUUGGGUCUCGUGGGAACAAACGGUAUCGGCAAGAGCACGGCGCUGAAGAUUCUGAGUGGCAAGCUCAAGCCCAACUUGGGUCGUUUCGACAACCCGCCGGACUGGGAGGAUGUCAUCAAACAUUUCCGUGGCUCUGAGCUUCAGAACUACUUCACGAAGCUGCUCGAGGACGACCUCAAGGCGGUCGUCAAGCCGCAGUACGUCGACCAGAUCCCCAAGGCCAUCCGCGGCCCCAUCAAGUCGGUGCAGAAGCUCAUCGAGAGCCGGGCCACGAUGGACAACCUGGAUGACGUGCUCGACGUGCUGGAGCUGCGCCACAUCUACGACCGUGACGUGACGCUCCUCUCGGGUGGUGAGCUGCAGCGCUUCGCCAUCGGCACCGUGUGCGUGCAGAAGGCGGAUGUGUACAUGUUUGACGAACCGUCGUCGUACCUGGAUGUGAAGCAGCGUCUGGCAGCGGCGCGCAUGAUCCGGUCUCUGGUGCGAUCCGACGACUACGUGAUUGUGGUGGAGCACGAUCUGUCGGUGCUCGACUACCUGUCCGACUACAUCUGCGUGUUGUACGGACAGCCGGCGGUGUAUGGCGUUGUGACACUGCCGUAUUCGGUGCGCGAGGGUAUCAACAUCUUCUUGGACGGCCACAUCCCGACGGAGAACCUGCGGUUCCGGCAGGAGUCGUUGACGUUUAAGCUGUCGGAGGGUGCGGACGACUUCAUCGCCGACCGCUCACGGGCCUUCCACUACCCCAAGAUGGAGAAGACGAUGGGCAACUUCAAGCUGGACAUUGAUUCGGGCGAUUUUACCGACUCGGAGAUCCUGGUGCUGAUGGGCGAGAACGGCACGGGCAAGACGACGUUCUGCCGACUGCUGGCGGGUGCCCUCAAACCAGAUGGCACGCGGCGUGUGCCGGAGAUGAAGAUCAGCAUGAAGCCGCAGACGAUCACGCCCAAGUUCGACGGCACGGUGCGUCAACUCUUCUUCAAGAAGAUCCGGCCGGCUUUUUUGUCGCCGCAGUUCCAGACGGACGUGGUCAAGCCGCUCAAGUUGGACGACUUUAUCGACCAAGAGGUCAAGAACCUGUCGGGUGGUGAGCUGCAGCGUGUGGCCAUUGUGUUGGCGCUGGGCCUUCCGGCCGACAUCUACCUGAUCGACGAGCCAUCGGCGUACCUGGACUCGGAGCAGCGCAUCAUCUGCGCGCGCGUGAUCAAGCGCUUCAUCAUGCACGCGAAGAAGACGGCCUUUAUCGUCGAGCACGACUUUAUCAUGGCCACGUACCUGGCCGACCGCGUGAUCGUGUUUGACGGCCAGCCGGGCAUCCACUCGCACGCCAACGAGCCCGAGUCGCUGCUGACGGGCUGCAACACCUUCCUCAAGAACCUCGACGUGAGCUUCCGUCGCGACCCGGUCAACUACCGUCCUCGCAUCAACAAGGCCAACUCGCAGCUGGACCAGGAGCAGAAGGCUGCUGGCAACUACUUCUUCCUCGAGGAGGAUAACAGCAAGGCGUCUUGA
Grosmannia clavigera kw1407 is the source of this 1827-nucleotide messenger RNA. RefSeq names its product rnase l inhibitor of the ABC. The transcript is spliced from 6 exons. The record is from RefSeq and is a predicted model, not a curated record. NCBI's taxonomy places the organism in Eukaryota, Fungi, Ascomycota, Sordariomycetes, Ophiostomatales, Ophiostomataceae. Gene Ontology annotation, biological process: translational termination; ribosomal subunit export from nucleus; translational initiation. The coding region runs from base 1 to 1827 and encodes 608 amino acids. Gene Ontology annotation, molecular function: ATP hydrolysis activity; ribosomal small subunit binding; iron ion binding.